Molecule: messenger RNA, 914 nt
Organism: Pteropus alecto (black flying fox)
Lineage: Eukaryota; Metazoa; Chordata; Mammalia; Chiroptera; Pteropodidae
Gene: RGCC
Product: regulator of cell cycle
Exons: 4
Coding region: 88-525 (145 amino acids)
Biological process (GO): regulation of cell cycle
Cellular component (GO): cytoplasm
Molecular function (GO): protein kinase binding; protein kinase activator activity
Source: RefSeq, a predicted model, not a curated record
CACGCUCCGGGGGGUCGGGGGUUAGGGUCCCCAAAGGGAAGCAGCCGGCCGCGACCACGUGGCUGUCACUUGGCCAGCGCGCGGCCAAUGUUAGCUGUGCUCAGGGGUGGUGGCAGCCCCUCCGGGACCCGUCGCCUGAGCCCACGGCCCGUGUCCCCAGCCCCAGCUUUGGACUCGGCGGCCCCCGGGGACCUGACGGACGCGCUGAGCGAGUUCGACGCGGUGCUGGCCGACUUCGCGUCGCCUUUCCGCCAGCGCCACUUCCACUACGAGGAGCACCUGGAGCGCAUGAAGCGGCGGAGCAGCGCCAGCGUCAGCGACAGCAGCGGCCUCAGCGACUCGGAGAGUGCGGACUCGCUGUCCAGGGACAGCUUCAGCUUCAGUGAUGAAAAACUGAAUUCUCCAACAGCUGCCCCCUCGGCUCUGCCGACCGGGCCUGUCACUCCGCGGAAAGCCAAACUAGGAGACACGAAAGAGCUCGAGGAUUUUAUUGCUGAUCUGGACAGAACCUUAGCAAGUAUGUAAAAAAGAAAAAGGGAGGUUCUGGGUCCUUUCAUCCUAAAAGAGAAGCGGCAGAAAGCUCGAGGACCUGGUAAAAUCAGCUACAGAAUCUGCUGCCCCAGGAGAUAGAGAUGAGCCCUCACCUACCAGCAGGCUGUUCUCAGACUCGUCCUCAAGCCAGCACGGGCUCAUCUCUGGGCAAUUUCGACAGUGAAACUGACUUCGUUCACCUGCUUGCAGCACAUUAGAACAGACCACCCGUGCUAAUAUGGUAUUUUCACUUCCAAUCCAGCUUUCCUGUAAUUUAAAGUGCUUUUAUAAAAAUAUUUGUAAUUAAUUAUAUAUAGUUGGAAACAGUGAUAUGCUUUUCCCAUUAUAAUAUAUUUUUGUAUGCAAAUAAAAUUUGAACUGGA